Molecule: messenger RNA, 246 nt
Organism: Trichoderma asperellum CBS 433.97
Lineage: Eukaryota; Fungi; Ascomycota; Sordariomycetes; Hypocreales; Hypocreaceae
Source: RefSeq, a predicted model, not a curated record
AUGGCUACCAUUCCGUAUAUCGAGCAUAAUCUAGGGACUACAGGAGAAUACCCACAAAGGGUCGACCGCAUCAUUGAAGUUAUGGAAGAGGCCACAGCUGGACAUCCACAUGCUAAGACAGCGCUUGAUGUUGCGUGUUGGGGCAUCUUUGGCAAAUCGGUCAGACUACCAGAAUGUGAGCUCCUAGGGAACGUUGAAUACAUUGUCAGGCAGGUUGUUGACAGCGGCCUGGCCUGCAAGCAAUAA